Messenger RNA from Anguilla anguilla (European eel), 2028 nucleotides. RefSeq names its product mitochondrial import inner membrane translocase subunit Tim23. The record is from RefSeq and is a predicted model, not a curated record. Gene Ontology annotation, biological process: protein import into mitochondrial matrix. The transcript is spliced from 7 exons. Gene Ontology annotation, cellular component: TIM23 mitochondrial import inner membrane translocase complex; mitochondrial inner membrane. Gene Ontology annotation, molecular function: transmembrane protein transporter activity. NCBI's taxonomy places the organism in Eukaryota, Metazoa, Chordata, Actinopteri, Anguilliformes, Anguillidae. The coding region runs from base 472 to 1098 and encodes 208 amino acids.
GUAUCUACGGGCUCACAUUUGAAUUAUUCGUCCAUUACCCUAUAUACAUUAUGUAUUGUGAUUAAACAGUACGUGCAAACGCAUUAUUCAGUUGUAUCUACUUAAGGUAGGCCUACCUAGUUUAGGAAGUCUGCUAGGUGACAAAAAUGUUUGCGGCUAAGAUCUGCUUUACGGCUGUGUAACUGUUACUAAGGAAUGUGGAGGUCAGAGAGGUAGCUAAAAUUGAAAGAUGUUUAAUUACACACAUUUACUAAUAACUACAUCAACAAUUACGUCGAUCAAUAAAGUUCGUUUUAUUAUUUAAGACAGUAACCACAAUCACGAGAUACCUCUCGGAUUUGCUGCCAGGUCGCGUUGUGCCGAAUUAGUUCAGCGUAGCUUAGCUAGCGUCAGUUACUUCCUGGCUUUACGUAGGUUGCCAUUUUUAUUGUUUUCACUGGUGUAGCUUAUCCAGGUCGGUUGGACAGAAACAUGGAUAAUAACUUGCCGGGGUCUGGCGGGUCCAAGGGGGGAUUUGGUAGUCUUUUUGGGGGUGCGGCACCUGAAUAUUCCAACACUGAGCUCGCCGGAGUGCCAUUAACAGGAAUGAGCCCCCUCUCCCCUUAUCUGAACGUGGACCCCCGAUACCUAACGCAGGACAGCGAUGAGUUUAUCCUGCCCACGGGAGCCAAUAAGACGCGUGGGCGGUUUGAGCUGGCCUUUUUCACCAUCGGGGGCUGCUGCAUUACAGGGGCUACAUUCGGAGCUCUUAAUGGCCUUCGCAUGGGGCUGGCGGAGACGAGAGACAUGGCAUGGUCCAAGCCUCGAAACGUACAGAUCCUGAACCUGGUGACGCGGCAGGGGGCCACGUGGGCAAACACGCUGGGCUCGCUGGCGCUGCUGUACAGCGUGCUCGGCGUGGUGAUCGAGAAGGCCAGGGGGGCGGAGGACGACCUCAACACGGUGGCGGCCGGGACGAUGACGGGAAUGCUCUACAAGUCCACAGGAGGGCUGCGCGGGGUUGCCAGGGGCGGCCUGGCGGGCCUGGCCAUUUCGGGACUGUACGCCCUCUACAGCAACUGGGAUCAUCUGAAGGGCCGCUCCCCCACCCACUUCUAAACCCGCGGGUACCCAGAGGGUCCCCCCCCCUGCCCCGCCUCUCCCCUCUGCCUGCACCAAUCAUGCUUAAACCCAGAGGCAGCUAUGGGCAGGUGUGCACUAGCUGCAGAGGUGUGGAUGGAAGAGACAGUCCCAGGCUUUGUCCGUAAGCCCAAAAACACGCUGUGUAUUUACGUGGCGUGGUCAUGGCGCUGCUUGUCUGCUUGAAGAUGAGGACGAAUGUUAGAUGAAGAAGGCCUAUUUGCGGUGAGAUGGUUUACACCCCCCUCCGCUCCCAACCCCCCCCCCUCCACCCCCCCCCUCGCUGCUGUUGCAUUAAAAUUACAGCUCAUCCCUCAUGUGAUGAUUGUAACAUCAUGGUUCUCAUCUCAUCAUGAAUAAGAGCAUUGCUGCAGUCAUGCCACGGGCGUGUCCUUUACAGGCAGACCCCACACAGUGUCUGUGACUGCGCAUCAUUUGGCUGACGCGCUGCAUUGUAAACAUCGACCCUGCUCUGGAAAGACCCAAGUUUUGCGAGCGUGUCGAUACUAGAAACGUCCGUGUCGACUGACUGGUGUAUGAAGGCGUAUGCCAUCCUGACCACCCCACUGAUCUCGCUCACUUUGUGGACUCAGUGUUGUUGCAUGGCAACGGUCUCCAGGUGACACUUGACCUGGGGGUCCCGGUGUUCCGGCUGGCACUUGACAUUCUUUUCCUGGUCAGUCCAUUUCAGGUCCGUUGAAUGAAAAGGGGGGGGGGGGGGCGUGGCGGAGAUCUCUGCACUGGUGGUAAUAUGUUGUAACUCAAUUAAACAAACCUGGUUUUAAAAGUUUGUUUUUGUUGAAUUGUAUUUGUUGUGGGUGCGAAUGUUCUCCUUAACCCACGGUCAGUCACAUGUGUCGAGGAUGAAGGGCAUACUAUGCCAAAAAUAAAACCUGAAUCAACAUCAGA